This is a messenger RNA of Ornithodoros turicata, 4618 nucleotides long. Its product is annotated as serine-rich adhesin for platelets-like. The coding region runs from base 75 to 4568 and encodes 1497 amino acids. Gene Ontology annotation, molecular function: metalloendopeptidase activity. The record is from RefSeq and is a predicted model, not a curated record. Lineage: Eukaryota; Metazoa; Arthropoda; Arachnida; Ixodida; Argasidae. The transcript is spliced from 29 exons. Gene Ontology annotation, cellular component: plasma membrane. Gene Ontology annotation, biological process: protein processing.
GUUUUCUUCGUGCAUUCAACUGCGGUCUGUUCACGCCCGUGUGUCAUAGCUCGUUAGCAACAAUUUGACUGGCGAUGGGCAAGUCUCACGUGGCAACCGACGCUCUGUUAGGCAGGAAAGUACCGGGCGGACGGCGUUCUCGUACCCUGCGAUGCGUAUUUGUAUUCGGACUGGUUAUGAUUUCACUCGCACUGGGGGUCACGCUGAUAGUGCAGAAAGUUUCAUGGACAGGUACGAAAGCGUCGGGGAACCACUCAUCGCACAUCAGACCAGUGACGGAGGCGAUCGGCGCCGUGGAACAGCAGCGUCGUGUUGCCACAGAUGUGAGCGAGCAGAAACUGGACGUUCAGGACCUCCCUUCACUUCAAAGCGUUCCACUCGCACGUGCACAGAACAGAAUCGCAGAACCAGAAGCGGAGGCUCAACAGAUGGUUCAAAGCAGCUCAUCGACACUUGCACAGUCUUCGAGCAUGUCGAGUUCAACGAUGCACACGGCGACAAGUUCCACAGGACACGCUAUGAGCAGUUCAUCGACACUUGCGCAGUCUUCGAGCACGGCGAGUUCAACGAUGAGCCCGGCGACAAGUUCCACAGGACACGCUAUGAGUAGUUCAUCGACACUUGCACAGUCUUCGAGCAUGGCGAGUUCAACGACGCACACGGCGACAAGUUCCACAGGACACGCUAUGAGCAGUUCAUCGACACUUGCACAGUCUUCGAGCAUAACGAGUUCAACGAUGAGCCCGGCGACAAGUUCCACAGGACACGCUAUGAGCAGUUCAUCGACACUUGCACAGUCUUCGAGCAUGGCGAGUUCAACGAUGAGCCCGGCGACAAGUUCCACAGGACAAGCUAAGAGCAGCACGAGUUCUGGUUCAACAAGUCAACCAAUGUCUUCAAGUUCUGGUUCGACUUCCGUCGAAGCUGAAACGGACACUUCAGGCACGAGCAGCAUCGGUACUACUAGCUCCGGAUCUACAGGCCGUACUACAGGCAGUGCUAGCCACGGUUCGAGUACUUCAAGUGGUGUUACUAUGUCUACUUCGAUGUCCGACGCCUACGAAACAGAGACGAGCACGAUGUCAAUGAGCAGCACGACCGCUGGUUCACAAAUGUCUAGCAGUGCUAGCCACAGUGCCUCACAGGCUGGCACUACUUUCAUGUCGACUAAAACAGGUGCGACAGACAUGAGUUCUACGACUGAUACUUCUGAAACUGAGAACGAAAGUGAAACCACAAGCAGUUCUUCACAGACUCGUGCUUCAGGCACGGGCCACAUGAGUUCAACUGGUUCAAUGUCAGUGACACAGCACAGUGAAAGUACAAGCAGCCAUGGUGCCAAAACUUCAUCGUACGCCUCGGGAAUAUCGACCACUGGUAAAGGUUCCAUGACUCCGAGCAUGACUUCAAUGACUCCAAGCAUGAUGACGAUGUCUCCGAGCAUGAUGUCGAUGUCUCCGAGCAUGAUGACGAUGUCCCCAAGCACGAUGUCGAUGUCUCCGAGCAUGAUGUCGAUGUCUCCGAGCAUGAUGUCGAUGUCCCCGAGCAUGAUGUCGAUGUCCCCAAGCACGAUGUCGAUGUCUCCGAAAAUGAUGACGAUGUCUCCGAGCAUGAUGUCCAUGUCUCCGAGCAUGACUACGAUGCCUCCGAGCAUGAUGACGAUGUCUACGGGCAUGAUGACGAUGUCUCCGAGGAUGAUGACGAUGUCCCCAAGCACGAUGUCGAUGUCUCCGAAAAUGAUGACGAUGUCUCCGAGCAUGAUGUCCAUGUCUCCGAGCAUGACUACGAUGCCUCCGAGCAUGAUGACGAUGUCUACGAGCAUGAUGACGAUGUCUCCGAGGAUGAUGACGAUGUCUCCGAGCAUGAUGUCGAUGUCUCCGAGCAUGAUGACGAUGUCUCCGAGGAUGAUGACGAUGUCUCCGAGGAUGAUGUCGAUGUCACCGAGCAUGAUGUCGAUGUCCCCGAGCAUGAUGUCGAUGUCCCCGAGCAUGAGAUCGAUGUCUCCGAGCAUGAUGUCGAUGUCCCCGAGCAUGAGAUCGAUGUCCCCGAGCAUGAUGUCGAUGUCCCCGAGCAUGAGAUCGAUGUCCCCGAGCAUGAUGUCGAUGUCCCCGAGCAUGAUGUCGAUGUCACCGAGCAUGAUGUCGAUGUCACCGAGCAUGAUGUCGAUGUCACCGAGCAUGAUGUCGAUGUCCCCGAGCACAAUGUCGAUGUCCCCGAGCAUGAUGUCGAUGUCCCCGAGCAUGAGAUCGAUGUCUCCGAGCAUGAUGUCGAUGUCCCCGAGCAUGAGAUCGAUGUCCACGAGCAUGAUGUCGAUGUCCCCGAGCAUGAUGUCGAUGUCCCCGAGCAUGAUGUCGAUGUCCCCGAGCAUGAUGUCGAUGUCCCCGAGCAUGAUGUCGAUGUCCCCGAGCAUGAUGUCGAUGUCCCCGAGCAUGAGAUCGAUGUCCACGAGCAUGAGAUCGAUGUCCCCGAGCAUGUCAUCGAUGACUCCGGGCAUGACAUCGAUGACUCCGGGCAUGACAUCGAUGUCUCCGAGCAUGGCAUCUAUGUCUCCGGGCAGUACUCCGUCGUCUUCCGGACUAACGACAGCUUCUCCCGGCUCAACCGCGACUAUCCUCCCCCUGUCAGCUGAUUACGAACUGUGCAACACGCCAUUUUGUGUUGUUCAAGGCGCCAUGCUCGCCAAAUCCUUCAGUUCGUGCUGCGAUCCUUGCGAGAACUUCUACGGUUACGUGUGCAAUAGCAUGUGGCCACAGGCUACUAGCACCAUGAGUUACACGGAUUCCGACAGCAAGCUAUCGAUGGAAAUUGAGAAUAAACUAAAGCAAACGUUGGACGGGCCCCUCACUGGUCCUGCAUCACCUCUCGACAACUUCUGGACUUCCUGCAAGGCCACCCCGCGCGUUCUUCAACGUUUAGACAUGCAGUCCGUAUUCUUGUCCCUGGGUUUUUCUUGCUGUUUGAAAAAAAGCUUAACAGCCGACAUCAUCCUCAGCACAGUCGGCACAGUCAUGCACAAUCUGCCGAUUUCACCGUUGGUGACCUUGGAGAUGUAUCGCGACCCUUCUGGAUCAAAACAGGACAUGCUAUCCCUGGAUGAUCCUGACCCAUUAGUAAGUCGGAAGAUGGUAGAGAAGGACAAAGCCGGCGUACAAGCGGAGCUCGCAAAAAAGGCCUGCGAGUACCUGAACGGCUUGGUUGGAAAAAAAGACCAGACCCUGUGCAGCAGCAUCGCUAAAGUCGGCAUUAUGAUUGCGGAGGCAAGUACACUGAACAAUCACCCAGUCCAAAGGGCGGAGAAGUACGAAGAGGUGCUGUACUCCCAACUGGCCUUUCUUGCCCCCCUUUUAAACAAAACUUCGAAUUCUACUCUGCUAGGCAACACUAAAAUUUUACUCAAGUCUCCCUCCUACAUCAAAGACGUGAUACCUGACUUGCUGAAAACUAAUCCAGAUGGCGUGUAUCACUACGUUGGUUUUCACAUGAUGGUGUUCAUGGCACCCUUCCUCGGUCUGGACACUCUCCUGGACCGGACGCUGUUCGCGCUGACAGGAAGACCGUGGGGAGCUCCUCCCAAAUGGAGGGUCUGUCUCCAUCUGGCCAACAAACUACUGCCCAGUUUGUUGAUGACGUCUUAUCAGAAGCACCUGGAAAAUGCCACGCAUUUCAAGGAGAUCUGGGUGGAUGUGAUGGCGGAACAGGUGCGCUCUGCUUUCCUUGACCAGGUUCCGAAAGCUGGAUUUUUGGAUGAGUGGACCAAAAAUAUCGUGGCAUUUAAGCUGAAGAAUGCUCACUUGUAUUCUUUCGUGCCUCUGCGCCUGUCAACUACUGACGAGGCCACCAGCUAUUCUGCCGCGCUGAACACUGCAGUGCCCUUUAAGAAUGCUCCUCUGGAGUAUUUCAAGGGGAUCAGCAAAUACGUUGCGAUGGACUGGUCAAGGAGCGACCGUCGACGCUUUUAUCACCAAAGAUGGAGGGGAUCAAUAUUUGAUACGAACUGCGAAUACAUCGUGUCUGAGAAGGCCGUAUAUAUACCGCUGGGACUCUUUGACAUUUCUAUACCCACGACCGCCAAAGAAAACAUAUUCCACAUUCCGAGAGUAGCACCGAGAAUAUCUGAGUGCAUGUUCAAGGCAGCUUUCGAUGAUGACUUUUAUUAUACCAACGCGUACACGUGGACGAAGCUUUCCCAGGACGAAUACCAACAGAAGGUCAACUGCUUCGGUCAACAAAUGGGUUUAAAUGACACGUGGAAAAUUGCAGCAAGGAUUGGAGAGAACGCUGCCGUUGCGGUUUCCUAUCAGGUUUAUGCGGACCAGUUGUUUACGCUCCGGUACUUCAACAGAGAUUACCGGUUGCCUGGGCUCGAAAAUGUCACUGCGAGCCAGCUUUUCUUCAUCAACUACGCCAGGGGAUACUGCCGGAACACUCCUGCCGAUCGGGUUGAAGCGGACAUGCUCAUGAAAAGCGUGAAUGUCCCUCUGAUGAACAGCGAUGAAUUCCACGCAGCCUUCAACUGCACUCAGAAGUCUGGAAUGCGUCCCGCAGUCAUGUGCCGCGUCUGGGGCUGAUCUUCGUUUUUUAAGCGCUCAUCGUGUACAAGAAAGCUUAGGGUCCCGUG